This is a messenger RNA of Macrosteles quadrilineatus (aster leafhopper), 1090 nucleotides long. Its product is annotated as cuticle protein 18.7-like. The record is from RefSeq and is a predicted model, not a curated record. The transcript has 3 exons. Lineage: Eukaryota; Metazoa; Arthropoda; Insecta; Hemiptera; Cicadellidae. The coding region runs from base 80 to 1075 and encodes 331 amino acids.
UUGGCCUUGGGGGCUUCUAUAUAAACUGACUUUGACUUCGAAACAUCAUGGUCUCAUUCUGCCUCACAGACACAUCAUCAUGAAGUGCUUUAUCGCUGUUGCUCUGCUAGUCGCCGCCGUCGCCGCCACCCCCGCCGUACCUCUGGACACCCCUGAGGUGGCUGCCGCUAAAGCUGCGCACUUUGCUGAGUACAACAAGGCAGCUGCUGCCGCUGGAGCCCCUGGAUACGCUUACCCCUACGCUGCCUACCCCUACAGCUAUGGCUACCCUUACAGCUACGCCGCCUACCCCUACAGCACCUACGCCGCCCCAGUCGUGACUCCUCAGGGCUACCUGGCUGACACCCCCGAGGUCGCCGCCGCUAAGGCCGUCCACUUCGCUGAGCACGCUAAGGCCGCCUCCGCCACCGGUGCCUACCCCUACUACGGCUACCCCUACGCAUACAGUGGCUACCCCUACGCCUACAGCGGCUACCCAUAUGCCGCCCCAGUGGUUACCCCCAGUGGAUACCUUGCUGACACCCCUGAGGUCGCUGCCGCUAAGGCCGCGCACUUCGCCGAGGUCGCCAAGGCCAAGGCCCUCAUAGUUCUUACACUCGCAGUAGCGGUCCAGGCCCAGAGCUUCAUCCCCCAAGACACCCCAGCUGUCGCCACCGCCAAAGCCGCCCACUACGCUGAGUAUGCUAAAGCAGCCGCCCGUGUAGGAGCUCCUCUCCCAGAAGUGUACAGGACUGUCGUCUACAUCCCUCCCUCCUUCGCCCCCGCCCCCGUCGUCACUCCUGAGGGCUUCAUAACCGACACCCCAGAGGUCGCCGCCGCUAAGGCCGCCCAUCUAGCUGAGGUCGCUAGAGCCACGGCCGCCGCCCCCGCCGCUGCCCCCGCUGCUUACCCGUAUGCAGAGUAUUACCGUGCCUACUACAACUACUACUACCCCAGUCUCACACGCUCCAUCUACUCAGGUCACCAGGCCGUGCCUACCGUGCUGCCUAGUGGAUACCUCGCUGACACCCCCGAGGUGGCUCACGCCAAGAUCACCCACCUCUACAAGCUCUACCAGGAGUCCGCACGUCUUUGAUUUGUUUGUAUAUAU